Messenger RNA from Pecten maximus, 2253 nucleotides. RefSeq names its product NADH-cytochrome b5 reductase-like. NCBI's taxonomy places the organism in Eukaryota, Metazoa, Mollusca, Bivalvia, Pectinida, Pectinidae. The record is from RefSeq and is a predicted model, not a curated record. The transcript has 7 exons. Gene Ontology annotation, molecular function: oxidoreductase activity. The coding region runs from base 705 to 2144 and encodes 479 amino acids.
UAGCGUUAAUGUGACAUUGACGAGGGGACGGCAGAAAGUCAUUCGUGUUGCUAGUGUUGUAUCGACCCGAGUUUAUAAGCCGAGAUAUUCGAUGGAAACGAAUGCAACACACUUGAUACCGUCUUCCAAUAAAAGGAAGUUAGAGGACCUUGAGGAAGAGGAUUCUGUGAGUGACAACUCGGUUUAUCCCCAGGCUCCGCCCCUUGCCCCGCCCCAGGCCUGUGGUCAACCCUCAAGGAAGUGCCAGGUUGAGGAAGGUUUCUCCUGGUGGACUUGUGCCAUGUAUGGGAUGCCCUAUGAUAAAACGAAGCCUCAGGCACGACCAGCCGAGGGAAACUAAGAAUAAACAGAUAAAAACAUUAAAAUGGAAGCUUGGAAUAUAUACUGAUGAGUCUCUGAUUGUCUUUCUUUUGUGUGGAAUCCAUGGAAAUCCCAUAAAGCAUUUUAUUCUGAAUUACUGCUAAGACAGUGUGAAUGUCCCUUAUUAAUACUUUCAUAUAUAUAGUGGGGUAGGUAUUCUGUAUGUGAACUUCUGAAGAAAGUUGUAUGUGACGACAGUUUUUAUGGACAGAAUUUGUUUUAAAAAUAUAUAUCACCACUUCAACAUGUGAUCAAUGCUGAAAAAUUAAGGAUAUGGCUUUAAGGGACAACGUUGUAUGUAGAAAUUUGUCACUUCCUGUGGAUGUUUGCUUUGGACAGUAGUGAUGAAGGGAAAUGAAAAACACAAAAUUUCUAUGGAAUGUGAAACAAUAGUGUCGGAUUGUGAUGUAAGGGUUGCUGAGGAUGCUGUUCAAUCGGCGCCACGAAAUGCUGGUGAUUCUAGGGAUGACAACAACUUGCAGUUGCUUCUCCAGGCUCCAAACAUAGCCCUUAAUAGUGACCUUCAUCAACCCCCAGAAAAGCCCCUUGACAGUGACCUUUUCCCCCAGCCCCUACAAAAGCUCCUUGACAGUGACCUCCCUCCCCUUCCUCCAGAAGAGCUCCAUGACAAUGACCUUCAACAGCCCCAAGAAAAGCCCCUUGAUAAGGAACUGUCAGAUCUUCCCCUGCCCCUAGAAAAGCCCCUUGAUAGUGACCUCUUUCCCCCGCCCCCAGAAAAGCCCGUUGAUGGAGACCUCCUUCCCCAGCCCCCAGAAAAGCCCCUUGAUAGAAACUUCCUUCCCAAGCUCCCUGAAAAACCCCUUGAUAGCAACCUUCACCAGCCCCUAGAAAAGCCCCUUGAUAGCGACCCCUAUCCCCAGCCCCCAGAAAAGCCCCUUGACAGUGACUGCUGUGGAACAGGUUGUGUGCCCUGUGUGUUUGACAUCCACAUGCAAGAAAUGAAAAUCUGGGAAAAGGAAUGUCGUAGGAUCAGACAAAGACUGGAGUGUGGCAAUGCUGAUGGACAGGAUGAUAGUGUUAAAAUCCUGUCGGAAACAGAAUACCACCAAUUCACUAUAGCCAGUAUUACCACAAUCACCAAGGACACACGGCUGUACCGAUUCCAUCUCCCGACGAAUAGAUCACUCGGUCUGAAACUAGGACAGCAUCUUAUUAUCAGGGGCCUUGUUGAUGGAAAUGUAGUCACACGUCAAUACACACCAGUAUCCGAUGUCAAGGUCACAGACUAUUUUGAGCUUCUCAUCAAGCUGUAUAAAGAUGGGAAGAUGUCACAGUUUAUUGAGACUUGGAGACCAGGGAUGAAAGCGGAUAUGAGAGGCCCCUUUGGAGAGUUUUCAUAUUCACAAAAUCAGCAUGAACGGAUUUUGAUGCUAGCUGCAGGGUCUGGAAUAGCACCAAUGGUACAGAUAAUCCAGGGUGUUCUUAAUAACGAGGAGGAUGAAACGCGUAUCCAACUUCUUUACGCCUGUCGAACUUACAGUGACAUUCUAAUGAAGUCCCAGCUGGACGAGUGGGCGGAGUUUUGGAAUUUCUCUGUUCUAUAUAUACUAAGCCAGGAGCCUUCAGGAGUCAAAACAAACUACCGCUACAAGGACAAGAUACAUCUAGGGCGCUUGGAUAAGGAUUUACUUGUCAAUGAAAUACAAACACCCGUUGUCAGUCGUACAAAGUUUCUGAUCUCAGGGACUAAGUCUUUUGACAAGGACAUGCUCAAAUACUGCAAGAUCCUUGGCAUACUGGACUGUGAUAUCCAUAAAUUUUGAUGAGAAUUGUUGAAUGAAUUGGAGAUGAAAGUGAGCGUAGAGAUGUUAAAUGUGAUAUUACACUUGUGUAUAUAAGAAAUUGUAUUACAAUAAACUUAAAUUGAUUUAC